AUGAAGUGUAAUAAAUUAGAGGAAGGGAUUGAGGUCAUAAAGGAUGAAAAUAAUGAAUGUCUUGAAGAUAUUAUAAAUAUCAUAAUAGCAGUAAUAGCUCAUACUAGGACUCAGUUGGAUCAGCUAGAAAUUAAAGAAAAUUGA
Molecule: messenger RNA, 144 nt
Organism: Funneliformis mosseae
Lineage: Eukaryota; Fungi; Glomeromycota; Glomeromycetes; Glomerales; Glomeraceae
Source: the annotation of a GenBank genome assembly